CUCAUUAAGUAUUUAACCUUCAGCAUCCAGAUAAGGUCUCACUGUGUGCUCAGCGUUGGCGCAAUGAACAGAGCGUUUCUCCUUGCGGUGUGCCCGCACGCAUGAACGUGACGGUGUGGUUUUGUUAUUGACUGGGUGGGGAGGAUGAUGCAGUGAAUCAGCGUUACGGUAUGUGUACGGUAUAGUUUAGACCUGAUGUACGUCCUGGAUCCUGUAUGAGAAAUGACACGCCAAACUCCGAAGAAAACUCUCGGAUUUAAAUGUUUUCUGACUUGUCGGAGGGGACACUGACAGAAUACAACGAAACCAAACAGAUGAUGGGAAUGUGUGGAGCCUAUUGCUUAAUUCGGCAUCAUUUGAUCAUCCAGUAUCUCCUCAUCACUGUCCUAAACUUUGUUAUCUGAAGUCUUCCACCAAAACAAAGCGCACAUCGGGUGGCCAGUUGCGUGCCAAAGACUGACUCAUAAUGUUGACCCAUCUGCAACAGAAGGCUUGAGGAUGAUUUGAACAACCAGAAAACCUCUCAGGCUGAAUCUACAUUAUGACUGAAUUAGAAGCCACGGUUGGGGAACCUCCCCCACCCUACAUGAUCUUUGUGGUGGUCUUCCUCUUCUUCCUCACCGGACUGUUUGGCUUUCUCAUCUGCCACCUGCUAAAGAAGAAGGGCUACCGAUGCCGCACCGGAGACAUGGACGAUGAAGAGGAGGGGGAGAAGCUCGGAGGAAAUGCAGACGAUGAUGAUGAGGAACACCAGGAUACAGUGGAGCAGAUCCUCAAAUGCAUUAUCGAAAAUGAAGCGAAUAUGGAAGCCUUCAAUGAGAUGUUAGGGAAUCAAAAAGUCUGCGUGCGCCAUGAUCCCAGGUUGCGUAAGGAAUCCAUUGGUGGCAUUCCUCCACAUCACCACACAGUUCACUCAGGCGCGGACCACAACUCCUGCCAUCUGUGUGCUCAGGGCCGAUCUAAAAAGGGUAGACGUCAAAGCCGAACCCCACGCUCCAAACAACGACCUGGAGAGCAGACUGUCUUCUCUGUUGGCAGGUUCCGGGUGACACAUAAUGAUAAGAAGCCCCAAGGAGGUCCUAAUCCAUUGGUCAGUUCAGGGGACCAACUGGACCAAUCCCAGGACAGCGAGGAACGGAAGGAGAGCGGGUACAAUCUGAGAAGCAUGUUCAAGGAUGUCCGACCGCCUUCUGAGAACUCCAAUGGAGUUGUUCCGAAUGUGGGGAAACGAAGGAAGAGUUUAACCAUAUUUGGGCUGAGACGGGGCAGUGACCCCGUUGGUAUUAAAGUAGGAGAGGGCGUAGGUAGGGAGACUGGAGGCAUUAAAUUCGCUAUUAAGCAGCAACCUGUAGUGCUGGAGGAACUGCAGUCAGAGAAUGUUGAAGUAACCCCUGAACUUGAUAUCAAACCUGAAUCCGAGCCCCAAAAGAAUCAAAUUUCUGCCUCACCUAAGCGUGACGCUAAAACUCAAGGUUCUGUUAAUUCUCCCUCAUCCCAAAAUAAGAUUCAGACUCGUGGUUUAAGCCCUGCUCCUGAGGAUGGCUUUAAACGUGAUCCCAGUCCUGAACCUUGUAUUAACCUUAAACCUUCUAGGAGUACAGCAGCUUCUGUUCCAAGCUCUCUUCCCAUCCCAUCUCCUGCUUCAUCUGGACAGACAUUUAAGACAUCGGAGAAAGAAGGAGAAGACGAGGAUCAGGUGUUAAAAAUGAAAGAUGCAUAUGAUCCUGGGCCACUGCAGACCUCCACACCCAUUGCCCCGAUGCAUGGAUCUAUUCCAGGUUUUAUUCCUGUCAUUCCUACUGGUCAACUUGAACCCUAUUCUAGCACAAGUUUUCCAGUUACUCAAACACCCCCAGAUCCAAGCUCUAGCCAAGCUAUGGAACCAGGUUUUGGUUCUAGUCUAGUUUUAAUAAGCUUAGGUUCAUCCCCUCCAUCUUCGACCCAAAUGAAGACCCCAUCAUCAGUCUCUUCAUUAAAAACUCCUACCUCACCUCUGGUGGUCACACCAAGCCCCAAACUAAGUUCAAGAAAUACGCCAUCAGAGGCUACAAAACCUGACUUUUCCCCAGCCCUCACUCCAAGCCCCAAAUUCCAAUCAGGUCGAAAGAUGUCUAGCCAAUCCCCUAUUCCAUCUUCAUCCUUUGGAAAAAGCACUAGCCCAUUACAAAUCCGAACUCCCUCACCUGCUCUUACUGCUAGACCUAAACUUGACACCAUGUCACCACAAACCCCCUCUUCUCCAGCUGACCAAAAUCCAUCCUUAGGAACCUCACCUCGUCUGAUUUUGAAGUCCGGAAGUAUGACGCCUGUAACAUCUAUGACCCAAGGGGAUAUGGUUUCAAACCUUUUAUCGCUAAAGGAACAAGAGCUAGAAGGAGUCCCAAAGAUAGAAGAAAAGACAGAAAUCAAGAGGGUUGGGAUUCUCAAAACAGCUUACAAUCUCCCAACAGAUGAGGGAGAUUGUAAAGCUUCUACCUUCUCUUCCCCCACUGAUCAGCUUUCUAAAGACAGACUGAGCAGUUUGCCUCUAUCCUCUUCCAGUCCACUGUCCCCCUCCUCACCAAUAGGGAGCAAAAUAAGUAAUGUGACCAUCGUCAAAGCCAGCCCUGACAGCAAGCGAGAGUUUUCUGUUGUCACUAUGGUGGAGGAAGGAGAAUCAUCUACUUCAAUAAAAGACCGGAAAAGAGAGACUUCUGAACUUGUGGUUAAAUCAGGAAAAGCAGGAAUUGGUCCAACAGUUGGUCAGGGAGAAAAUGUUUCAAUUUCAGGUUUUGGACAAACUGAAAGUCAACUUGAAGACACUCCUGGAGCAGAGAACAGGCCAACAGUGAGCCAAGAGAAGGAUGAUAUGAUGGAGAUGGAAGAUAUUAGAGACUGCAAAGUGACGCAGGUAGAAGAAGCUGAGAGGGCGGAUGAGGGGUUGGAGAAGAUGGUGGACAAACAAGUCUGAGAAUCUAAAGUCUCAUAUCAUACUGUUCUCUGACAAGCCAAAGGCAGAAGUGAGGAGGAAAGUAAAUAUAGUAAUAAUAAAAUUAAGUAAUUAUGAACUUGCCUUUAAUCAUUAAACCACUGCAGUGACUGUGCAUUGGGAUUGGAACUGAUUGCAGUGGGACUAAACUGGCUGGUUAACAGACUAGCUGGUUGACUGACUCACAUACUCUUCCACUGCUAGACUUAAACAGUGAUACAAUUAAUGUUGCAUGUUUUCACCCUUCUACCACAAAUCACAUAUGCUUUACAUAAUGACUAACCAAUUUGUAAACCAUUUUCGGUUUUUAGAUCUUGGAAUCAUAAAUAUCUGUAGAAAAUAUUUGAUAGUCUGGAACAAAGUAGUGGCCCCACCCCCACCACCAACUGAACACAGACCGACUGUCAUUCCUAAAUCCGCACAACUUGUAUGGCAACAAAAAAAAAAUCAGUGAGUUAACUUGAUGUUACUUGGAUUUCACAGCUUAAAGAAAGCUUCAGGAUUUUUAUACCAUGCAGAAUGAAUGCAAACAAACAGUAACAUGUAUACACAUCUUUAGUAGAAAGUAGUCCUUGAUUUAAUAUAUGAUUUCCAGUGCAUUGGAGAAUUAUGUUAUCAUUCAUAUGGACCAUAAAAGAACCAAUGCAGGAGAUUAAAUGUUUUAUUAAUGACUUGCUGAUCACUAGUUAACAUCUCGGUGUUGAAUUGACUUGCUAGCAGACUGGUUACAUUUGAGUAUUUAAUCAAAGGUGUGUGAUUAACAUUGAUUUGUCAUGAUUAUUUAUUGAUGUAUAAAGGUGCUAAGGGCUGGUAAACUCUAAUCUCAUUUAUUGCUUAACAAAUUAACAACACAGAGGACCAACAGUCACUUUGAAAAUGGAGAUGUAUCCAGAUGAAUAUGAAACAAGUUCUGCUUCUAGUUCUGAUUGCUUUUGGCAAAUACAGUACGCCUUUUUAUUCCAAAUGUCCCUCGUUUUUCUCCGUAUUUGGGAGUGCCAUUUGCCCUCGGUGCUUCAUUUUAUAGCACAGUGAAGAGUUUGACCAUGAGUAUAUAACCCAUAUAAAGGUAGGAAAGUGCAUUUUUUAGCACCACCAAACACAGCACCAACAGUCAUUGAUGUGACCAUAUAAAGUACUUACAACAUAUUGUACUAAUGCAAUCAAGUGCUUCCACUAUGACAUUUGCUGUAAACCAGUCAUUCCAUUCCCAGACUAUGUCAUUUUAGUUUUCUGAAAAUGUCCUAAUAAUACUUAAUAAUCAAGCAAACAUCGGCUUUUUAAUACUCUUAUUAUUCAUAAUGCUUCUUUCUGCCCAUGCUCUUUUGUCAUGUGUUCAAGAAAAUGUAACGCUAAAGAGGAAGCUGCAAAACAGCAAGACAUCACUACUAUGAUGACAAGUACAGCCAUAGACUUUGUACUAAUUACUGUAUUAUCGAGCAGUACAUGCCAUGGCAUGAUAGUGUGGGAGUUUUAUAUGGGAAACUCUCAGAAAACAGAAACAUGAAACUUCCGCAGAAUAAAUAAAAGCUGUGAAACUUAACAAAUAAUGAAUUUAAUAGUAUAAUAUGUAUUUUGCAAAACAGUGCAGAAUUUUAAAGUGGAACUUUCACAUCAGAUAAAAGACAGGGGAUUGUACAUCGUUGACUAUAGUGGAGCACUCCAUUUGUCCUCCCUCAGUUCAUUAUACAACUUGUAACAUGAAACAACAUUAGUGUCUAUGAUACCUGCAAAACCAGUCAUUCUGAAAGACUGGAGCAACCUGGCUAUAGGUAAUAAGACAUGUAGUUUCUGUCAUAGUUACAGGUGUAUAAUGAUAUACAUAAAGAAUAUAUACAGUAUGUCUCAAUACUCUCUCAUACAACACUAUUACAAUAAUAUAAGGCCAUUGUACACCUUGCAACAACAAUCUAAAGACAUGUUCUAGAAUGUAUGUUUUACAUUUGUUUCACCAACAUUGCGCACUAAGAAGAUUUUAAGGAUUGCCACUUUAAGUAGUGUUGAAGGAAAGCCAUGCAAUGUAGGUUAAAAGAAUGUUGAGAACGAGUUGACCACUGUAAGGAAAAACAAAUCGAGAAUAGAGUCAAAUAUUCACAAAUGUCUUGAAAUCUUGUCUAAUCAAAAGACAUUUUGCUCCCAAAGCAACGUUUUUUAAAACGUAUAAUAUAUGUUUAAUUAUAAAACUUCUUUUAAUAUCAAAUUUUAUUGUUAUCAUUACAAGACAAUCUGACCUAUUUUCUUAAAUAUUUCAUUUUCAUUCUCAAAAUCUCAAGAUGUUUCUUUCUUAACAGUGGCCCUAAUACACUGCUGUGUAGAACUACAAAUAACAAGAGGGGCACCAUUACACCCUGCACAAGGACAAUUCUCAAAGGCUCUGUUCAAACAUUCAGAAAACAAAACAAAAUAACACACUCAGACGUAUAACUUAAAUGACUUACCCACAGUGGCUGGUCAGAUGAUUUUGGUUCUAUGUCUCAGGUUGAGACAUCUGCCUUUGAAAGUUUAAACUAAAUAGCAGAGGUGACUAAAAAAUCUUUGUCAGAUAAGAUUGGGGUUAAAUGAGAAAAUAUGUACAUAAUUUAUAUAGUUUUGAGCAAACAGAACCUUUAAGAAUUGCAUUUGUGCAUGCCGUACUAGUGUCCCUCUUUUAUAUGACACCAUGGUGACUCUAUUACACUCUAGACAGGAGUCUGUGUUUGUUAAGAUUUCCAUUUGCUGGCAUUGAGCCCAUUAAGCUGAGCCUGUGGCCCUGGAGACUCUUUCUGGAUAAAACAGAGGGAAUUUAUCAGACACAGUUCAAAGGUUUCAGGUCAAAGGUCAGCUUCAUUUCCUGGUCUUCAUGGGAAACCAACCAGGAGGUUUGUAGUCUUCUGUCCCAGUUUUCCUCUCACUGUGUCUUUCAUUUGCCCCCCCAGAAUUAAAAUUGUAGCCUCGUCUGUUUGACUUUGUGACACCUAGAGCCAAUCAGAGGACAUCCUAAAACACUGUUCAGCUGAAAAAAAAAAAACAGUACAGUAUCUUUACCCAGACCUCUACAGUAUAUUUAUAUUUUUUUAUGAUCUGUUUUUGAAUGUUUCAAAGUGUGAACCAAGAUAGAUCGUCUCCCUCUGCUGGACACCUUCACAUGUUAGAGUGUAUUUCCAUCACUCACCUUCAUCAGUUCAGUAAACAAGCUCCUAAACUGCUGUGUCACCCUCAACAUAUGUAUUCUAUUAACAACAGGUGUUACUUUUCAACACCGUAUGUGUGUGUGUAAUCUUGUAAAAUACACUGCAAAAAAAAAACAAGUGUGUACAAUGAGGACCAUGUUUUGUUUGUUUUGUAUUUAUGCACUAUAUCUAAAGCCAUUUAGAACUAUAACAAUGAACUAAAUGCAUCAUAUAUGUACAUAACACUGCAAAUAUAGAAUCACGCACAUAAACACAUAUGAGACAUCUUAAUGGUGCAACUCUCAGCCACAUUAUUGAACACAGAUCUACAUGAAGCUCUGUGUGUCUCUAUUUUAUCUUCUCUCCAACAAACAGCACUUGUGUGGUUAGGGUUUUUUGCGCUGAGUGUCUCCAACUUGAUUUUAACAUCUGAGAUCAAUGGCCCGUCACUAAUACAUGAAGCAACUAUCCAGACAAGUUAUAAGGUUGUGAAGGUGGCUGCAUUGCAAGACAUCCACUAAAACAGGUCAUCCACAGUGAUUUUAGUUUCCUCCUUUAUUUCCAGUUGUAUAAAAGACUUAAAAGGGUCAAGAUCUGAUUUUAAAAAAAGUCAAAGCAUUUUUAAAGAAAAAGAAAAACAACUUUUGUCUGGUAAUUGUGUAAAAUAAUAGCACAAUUUUCUAAAUAACCGAUGUCCUUUGAAGCAGUCAGGAGACUGUUACUAACUGAAUAUGUUAUAGAUAAAGGAACAUUUAUCAGCUAAAUGUAUAUGCUUUGUUUGAAAUCUCCAGAGAAUGAAUAUGGCUAAAGUAAUAUUAAGAAAGUCUAUGCAGAGGAUUUUAUUCCACUAAGGCAUGUUGCAGAUGCAUACAUGGAAAUAAAACGGAAGGUUAUUUUCUGAAUGUUGUUGGCAGUGUUUCAGAACUUCCUACAUGUGUUUCUAUGAAGUCUUCAGCAGGACAGCCGUCUCUUAAAGGCUGGAUCACAAUCAACACAAGGGUUUAUACACCAGCAACAGCAUGAAUGUAAGAAGAGUACGCAGGGCAAAUCCAGUUUCCUUCCUUCCUAAUUGAGUUGCUUCUAUGUUCAUUUCUGCUUUAGCCUGACACAUAACACAAACACAGGUAUCUGUGUGUAUCCCAUACAUAAUGUUUUUUUGUUUUGUUUUAUGACAAUGGGACCACUAAUAAAUACACUUUGGUCAGCUUGCAACAUAAACGCCAUGUUGCUGCCCUACAAUGUAAAGAAAAUAAUUCAGUGUUAUUACAAAAAUGGUGAGACGCCAAGCAUUGCACAGAUCAGCAGCACACUGAAGCAAAGCUAAGAAGCCUCUAACCUCAUUAUUCAGCAUAAAUUAUACAACUAUAAAUCAAAUAAAUGGUGAAACAAAAGUCAAACUCAAAGUCUGCAGUACAUGUGCAGGAUACUACACAUGAUGUGAGUAUGUAAAUAUGCAAUUGUAUCAUAAUUUACUCUAGUGAAAUAAAAUAACAGAACUAUGCUUUUCAAA
Molecule: messenger RNA, 7624 nt
Organism: Larimichthys crocea (large yellow croaker)
Lineage: Eukaryota; Metazoa; Chordata; Actinopteri; Sciaenidae
Gene: rell2
Product: RELT like 2
Exons: 7
Coding region: 542-2950 (802 amino acids)
Biological process (GO): positive regulation of p38MAPK cascade; positive regulation of cell-substrate adhesion
Source: RefSeq, a predicted model, not a curated record